UGUCAACAUUUUUAUUCCACGUUGGACACCCUCCAAUGCCGGAUUCAUUGGAAGCAGCUGCCAUUGAAGAGCUGGUUCUUCACGGAUCAAAAGGCUGCCCUUUCGGCACGUUGUGGUCCUCUUUGAAGAAGAAAAAGAAUGCGUCGCCAAAGACACUUUUGAAAGCUUUUUUCAAAAACGAUUCGGUUGAGCUAUACGAGAACGACCAAUGUGUAGACAAGUGCGAUCACUCAAACGACAAACUUCAUGUAAUCGCUUCCGCAGACCUACGUAGAAAGAUCUUGAUGCGAGAACUCAAGAACCGUAAAGCAGUUGUAUCUGACGACGCGUUUCGAGUACUUGAGCAUAUUGCGAGCAUGCGCCAUGACGGCAUAACCCAAAUACAACUAUCAAAGGAUAUGGGUUUGACAAGUGCUACGAUAUACACGCGAGUUAAACGAUUAGAAAACCUUGGUUUAAUUGUACGACAUUCUGCUUCGCAUGAGAAAACGUAUACGCAAAUGUGUUAUCACAUCCGAUUCACACCGAGCGACGACGACCAAACCAGUAUCAUUAGCAGCAACGGCAUGAUUCUUCACGAAAUGGUUGAUCGUAAAAUAGUCAAAGUGCUUGCAAACGCCGAGGACCACAUGAUACCAUUGACGGACGUCUUCAAUGCUUUGGGUAUGACGACGGAAAAGCAUAUUGCGUGGAUGCGUAACCAUAUUGUCAAACGAGUUGAGCAAGGGGUUUUUGAAAAAGUCAAAGUGGUCGCAAGCAACAAGCGAGUAGUUUAUUUAAAAUGGAUUGCACCAUUGUCCUCAAUCGCAAAGCCCCAAAAGACGUCGGCUGAAAACCGUGAUCAAGAGCGACCAGAUGCAUCGCUGCAUGGUGAGGAACUGUCAAAUGUUAUUCUGGAGCGUGUCGAAAAAAAUCCUGGAGCUACUACCAAGGAUUUAUAUGAACUGAUACCCAACGCCAAAUGGACGAAUCUACGGAAAUCACUUCAUUUCGCUGUACAAAAGCACACAAAAUAUCGAUUAUAUACCGUUAUUGAAUCACAAGGUCGCACGCGCCAUUAUCGCUACUAUACUCGUGACGGGAUCAAACAAUAUUACAAUAAUCGAGGCGAAUCUGCUGAAUUGAGUGAUGAGGGUAGGGACAACAAUGAUAAGCACUCCAACAGUAAUACAUCCUCAACAGGCAAAAAGCGAAAGCGUGGAGAUGGCAAUGGAUCGAUAGAUACACAGCGCCAAACCGACAAUAACGAAAUGGGGAAUAGCAGUAGCAACAACAUAAAGCGACAACGCCAUGAGGAAGAAAGUAGCGAUCUCUUAACCAAUUUAUUAAAUACGAACGAUCAACCGAUUACCAAGAACAAGGAUUCACAGAUCCAGCCUAUGAAAGGCUCCAAUAUCACCGCUAAUAAACGGAAGCAAGCUAUGUCAAUGAUUGUUCUACGUGAUAAGGUGCGGGAGAUUGACCAUAGUUUACGGGAUGAAAUCGCAGCUGCCGCAGGAGAGGCAAAAGAUGCCCCACCCAUUGCUCGACCAACAAUGAUACGGUUGGCGGAAGGGUUGCAUAACAGCAAAACCAUACGUCUUGUGCGAUCUGCUGUGCCAGUCUAUGGUGGUGGAAUGGAGAACAAGGUCUUACUCUUACAUCCGGAUUUGAAUCAAAACGAUGCCCUGGUGAAGCAAUACCUCGAUCAUGCUCGUACGAACAAAGCAAUCCACCCUCAUCCAGCAAAGCGAAGAGCAAUUUCGGAAAUUCAAAUUCCCAGCAAUAGCAAUGAUUCACCGAGCGUAACGACGGUGUCGUCAGAACAACACGUAUCGCGCAACAUCAUCCACUUGGCACCGGAAAAACACUGGCGAGAAGUAGCGCAACGGCAUGGAUGGAUUCAGUCUAAGUGGUUACGAGCCAAGCUACUGCACGAAUAUCUUUUUAAUCAACACAAGGAUUUGAUCCGUUUGGGUGAUCUUCUCAAUGAACUGCCUCUCAAAGUCUAUUGCCAAAUGAUUGGACUAUACCGUCACAGCGAUAAAGUCGAAGCGUUCAUGCGUACCACACAAAAAGAUAUGCCGCUCGCCAACUUGCCGCGAGAUAUUGAGACGGAGAUGAUAACGAGUCGAUACCGAUUACGUCUACAGCUUUCUGGGUUAGUCGAUGUACUUGAAGCACUGGAAUUACUGGAACGCGUGAACACUGGCAUAGUGCCAUCCAGCGACACAACGGUUCGGCUGCUCAACAUUGGCAAAAUCAGAGACUUUAGCGUUGAACAAUGGCCAGUGAUACAAACAUUUGAGCUCGGUACCUCAAAGGAUAUCCACGACUUCUGGAAAGAGCUACAGUUCGUUUGUACCUCUUCAGAUACUGCCAAAAAUAUUAAAACCGGGCAUAUUUUGGAUACAAUCUUGGUACCACAUACAUGGAGCAGCAUGACGAUGCUGACACAAGAACAGCGGAAUACACUUGACCAACACCUGGGUUGCUCACAAGAAAUGGCGCCUGUCGAUGAUGUACCACUUAUUGCUCAUUUGUCUCGGACACUCGGCUUGCCUCAAAAACGCAUCAAAAAUUAUUAUGAUGGGUAUAUGCGCGCCCAUAACAAGCAAAAAACAGUAAAUGUUAAGUCACCAAAACGAAUGAUGGUGAGCGACCUGAUCCGAUCUGGUCGUACUUUUGAUCCUGCACCCGCAACCUACAUGUCUACACGCACUGAAGAACGUACCUUUGCACCGACGCGCAAAUUUAUACGGAGCCGGACUCCCCGUACAGAAAAACUACCCGAUAGCACAACCAAGCAACCACCCCAACGAUGGCCUGAAGUUGAACACGAUGCUCUCAUACAUACUUUUGCAAUUAUGCGGCAUCGAGCGGAGACUAAUAAAACGACAUUUUCGUGGAUGCCUAUUACUCAAGUGAUGAAGAACCGAGAACCAGAUGUUUGUCGGCGACGAAUAUCUCACCUGAAAGAGACGUGGCCACGAUUUCAUGAUCACAUAGAGAUUCUCAAACGUAAAUGGGCCGAGAUUUAUGCACAUGGUAUUGCUACGGGUGAGCUUGUUGACGGACGACCUUGGGACUGGCUUAACUUUGACUUACUUGGUCAAUUAAAGUAUUUUAUCGUCAAGUUACAAGAGACCGAGAAUGGAAGUUCGACCCCUUUACCUAGUAAUACUGAACUUCUGAAAACUAAAUACCAAGUCAUAACAAGUCGUUUGCCGAUAUCAAAAAUACGACCUGCUGUUCUGGAUUCACAUUUGUGUGACUCUUUAAAAGAUAAGGACGGAUUAUCAAAUACUGAGUUAUUGGCUACAGUGGUGCUCAGGAUGGUCUUUAUGAUGCCUCAGGAUACAUACGAUGCUGAGAAAGCUCGUGCUCUUUUUCGACCAUUUUCUGAGAAAACUGUCGAGCGUGCUCUACAAUAUCUACGCGCUGCUGGUGCUUUAAUAAUCAUGCGAAAAAAUUAUAAUCGGCUUAUACCUGGCCAAGUAUACAAUGUGUCUGAAAAGUUUAUACGAAUGUUUACUAGCGAGCGCUUUCCAAGGAGUAUGCUGGACCAAGCCAACGAUUUUUACAACAACAAAUUACGUGAUGACAAAGAGUUACCAAGCAGAAUGACAUCUGGGUCCAUGGUCGUGCUUUUAGAUAUGAUAUCUAAUGAAGAGCUUGCACUUCACAUGACAUCGGUUGCUCGUUAUUCAAAAACUCAUAAAUCUGUCUAUUACCCACGGAUAAAGCAUGAUGCCCUGGCAAAUGCCUUGAUCGAGCAAAGUCUAGCGUUCGCUACGACUAUUUCGCGUAAAGAUGAUACCCGACAUUUUAUUACUACACCUAGUAAUGGCAAUGUAACGAUACCCAAAUCUGAAGAAAUUAAAAAAAUAAUAUCCAAUCUAUCUGUACAAGCACGAUGUGUCUAUCAGACCCUGGAAGAAUUUGGUGCUGCUGGUGCUACGCUGGUGAUGCUUCAGAAACAUGUUCAGGACAUGAACAGUCAAGAUAUUAUCAAAAACGUCGAACAACUCAAGUCGGAUAAUCUAGUGCACCAAGUUGGAUUUGAGGAUGAUAAGUUUGUGACCGCUGGCCAUGCACCGAUUUGGUUCGUUGAACCAGCACCACAUCGAUACUUGAAACCGCGAAUGUGGUACUUUGUCGACGGGAGCGUGAACCAGGACGUGUUUCAAGGAUGUGUACGCAAACUUGUGCUGCUUAUCACUGAAAAGCCGGGUAUAUCCUUGGCACAAAUUCAAUCGUCAUUCAAUGGAUACUUGACCGUUGCCGAACUGGAGGAUCUUUUACAACAUCUAUCCGAAAAAAUGGUGAUUAAAAGCGAGAGCUAUGUUCAGUAUAAAAGGCCAAAAGGAUUUGAUGGGUUGUUCAAAACUUCUUCUGUCCUAAAGAAGAUUGGUAUGUUAUCCUGUUUUCCUGGGUAGAAGGCGAAGUUUGGAUGAGCUCUAACCUAUGUUUGAUUUUAGGACCGAACGAAAUCAAACAGAAUGCAACAAAGCAUUACUGGCUUCGUGACGGGUUCCAUCCAUGGAUGGUUAGUUAAAAAGUAACAUGUAAUGAACAGUUGUAUAUACAUGCACCCAUUUUUUUUAUUGAGAUUUGAUGCCAAUAUAUUUGCUUGUCUAAAAGUUUACUUGCUUCGUUUGUAUAAGAUUAUCAGCCAAUUAAUUUCUGCCUUUCUUACUGACCGCCAUUGGUGUCUUCACUAAAGCUGAUUGACAUUGGGAUUGUCGAAUUGGAAUGUUAUCACGAUAUGAUCUUGUGCACCGCUCGCUUAGUUUAUUUGCAAUUAGAUGAUACUGUAAGUAACCACAUCCUAUUAAUCCUACGAGAAG
Molecule: messenger RNA, 4829 nt
Organism: Zychaea mexicana
Lineage: Eukaryota; Fungi; Mucoromycota; Mucoromycetes; Mucorales; Lichtheimiaceae
Exons: 15
Coding region: 36-4418 (1460 amino acids)
Biological process (GO): 5S class rRNA transcription by RNA polymerase III; transcription initiation at RNA polymerase III promoter
Cellular component (GO): transcription factor TFIIIC complex
Molecular function (GO): DNA binding
Source: RefSeq, a predicted model, not a curated record